UUUGGGUUUAGUGUGUCUUGACGCAUCGCGCCGAUUGGAAAAGCCGCAAAAUCUUGUUUGCAACUAGAAAAGAGAAAAAAUGGUGUCUGGUGCUUGGCAUUUGGCGUGCUCGUAUAUCAUGGCUCCCUCACGUCUCCCCGGUGAAUUUCUGGAUGAAGAAUGCUGCGGUCGCGAUUGGCUUUCCGGUCGGUGUCAUACCGGCAUUGCAAACACGAGAUCCUAGCCAGAAAUCGGGGUUCCAUGGUGGGUUUGGCAGCAUUGAUAGACCAGCAGCAGAUACAUGUUUGUAUCACCUUUAUAGCGCCAUUUGCAACCCCCCCCUCUCCCUCCCUCCCUACAUCCCUUCUCUCUCCGCUGCCAAACAGACCACUCCAGAUGGGUUAACCGUACCACCUUUGACUCUCUCAUGUGACCCACUGAAUCCGUAUACGGCUUUUGAGAUGGGGUUAUUGCCAGCACAUGGCACCGGGGGCGAUGCAAACGGUGAAGAUGAAUAGUGUAGCCUGCUGGUUGGGGGGUGGAUGAUGAAAGACAGAGUAG
Messenger RNA from Aspergillus costaricaensis CBS 115574, 540 nucleotides. RefSeq lists its product as uncharacterized. The transcript has a single exon. The record is from RefSeq and is a predicted model, not a curated record. NCBI's taxonomy places the organism in Eukaryota, Fungi, Ascomycota, Eurotiomycetes, Eurotiales, Aspergillaceae. The coding region runs from base 153 to 497 and encodes 114 amino acids.